This is a messenger RNA of Osmia bicornis bicornis, 1690 nucleotides long. RefSeq lists its product as uncharacterized. Gene Ontology annotation, cellular component: extracellular region. NCBI's taxonomy places the organism in Eukaryota, Metazoa, Arthropoda, Insecta, Hymenoptera, Megachilidae. Bases 267 to 1673 code for a protein of 468 amino acids. The transcript is spliced from 2 exons. The record is from RefSeq and is a predicted model, not a curated record. Gene Ontology annotation, molecular function: chitin binding.
AUUAAUAUAUGAUUAUUUAAUAUAAAUAAAUAUGUACUCUAGUGUUGUUAUGCAAAAGUAAUUGUUACUAAUACAAUACCUUUUCUUACUUAAGAAGAAAGAGUACAAAAAUGCUCAGAAAGGAUAGGUCAACUAACUGUAUCUCAGAGGUGUCAAAGGAGACAACGAUGAAACGUGGGGGAAUGUGUGAAAAGCAAAUAAUACCAGCAACCAAGCCACAUCAAAUUUAGUCUGUUAUAGAAUAGCGUGCGUGAUAAAUCAACGAAAUGAGAAUCAUACUUAUGAUAUUAUAUUUCACUCUGAUAACAACGGAAUCGUCAAAGUGUCCAGAAUCAAGAAAACCCCAUUCCACUAGCUGCACUGUAUUUUACAAUUGUGUGAAUCUUCCGGAUGGCGGUUACGUUUGGGUACCCAGUAAAUGUACAGAAGGCUUGAUAUUUGAACCACAUUUACGAAUAUGUGUUCUGCCCGGUGAUUCUUGGACGUGUGAUACAGUAUCCACAGAAUCAUCUAUUGUAACGAACAGGUAUGACAUUAUACCUGAAUUAAUCGAUUCAAAUGAAACUAGUUACAUGGGAUCAGCACAAGAUCCUGUGAACUUUUCUGAGCUCAUUGAUUCAUCCUAUAUCACUGAUAGCAUUCCGGAUGAAUCUGAUCCGGAAAUGGCAACUCCAUACCCCUUGAUUGAAAUUGAAGAAACAAUGGAUAAUAAGCAUGAAAUAAACAUGAAUAACAUUUCUGUGAUUAAUAAUCUACAGCAUGACUAUUUGCAAGCGCAGAAUGAUAGUAAAAAGCAGUACUUGUUGCUAAAUCAAUUAAUACAUCACUUAUUAGUAUAUAAAGAGAUUACUAUUCCUUUAGAGUUUCUAGCAUCAUCAUUAUCUACGCCUUCACGACCUAACACAAAAAUGCCAUUAUCCAAUGAAGUAAAAUUUUCUAAACCUAAUCAACAUAACGUGUUAAUGAAUUAUCUUAUACAGAAUUAUAUUCAGCAGAACAAUAAUUUACAAAACAAUAUCAUAACUGGUGCACAGUUACAAAGUACAACAACCGAAGAUAAUACAAUUCUAAAAAAAAGUGAUACAAAUAAAUCGAUGUUAAAUAUAGAAAAUUCCAAAAAUCCACUAUCAACGGCAUUUAACAAUUUUGAAGAUGAAAACAAUAUUAUUUUAAUUACUGAUAACGUGGGAAAUAAACAAUAUUUAACCAUUGAACGGUAUAAAUCGUUGGGUUAUCAGUUAGAUUCGCAAUUUGUUCACCUUAUUCCAUGUGUAAAAAAUAUUCGCACGCCAAAUAUAACGAACUGUCUGAAAUAUUACGUGUGUGAACCAAAAAUGCCUUCUGUAAUAGAAUAUUCAUGUCCAUUAUUUACAGCAUUCAAUACAUAUACAAGAACAUGUGAUACAGAGAGUUAUAACAAAUGCAUACAUAAUAAGAGGGAUAACAUAAACGUUCCAAAUGGUGCGGAUAAUGUAUUUCAAACAAAUGUAUCAGAAAAAAAUAUAUGUACAGAACAUGGAAAAGUAAAAGAUCCAACAUUUGAAUCGCGUUACUAUAUUUGUUAUUCUGCUUCAGACAACUCACAAAACAUUAAAUCAAUACGAAUGACAUGUCCAAAUAAUUUAAUAUUCUGUCAGACAAAGAAAGUUUGUACAACAAAACGUCUUUGUUAAAUGAUACAAAGCAAAGU